AAGGGAUGAAGAGCGAGGGUGAGGGUGGAAGACGCGGACUAGGAUGAGGGUCAUGUGGGGGCCGGAGGUGCACGAGAGUGAAAUGAGACUGAGGACGAAAUGGAGAGAGUAAAGACUUGACUGGAGACCAUCUCACCCCAGCCUAGCUGCGAGCCCCCCGGAAUGCACUGGGCAUGGCCUCUGGAGCCCCACAGAACAGCAGCCGGAUGGCUUGUGACAGCGAGAUCCCAGGCUUCCUGGAUGCACUCCUCCGAGACUUCCCAGCCCCACUGAGCCUGGAGAGCCCUUUGCCGUGGAAGGUCCCAGGGACAGUCCUGAGCCAGGAAGAGGUGGAGGCUGAGCUGACUGAGCUGGCCAUGGGCUUCCUGGGCAGCAGGAAUGCCCCCCCAUCGUUUGCUGCGGCUAUGACCCACGAGGCGGUGUCCCAGCUGCUACGGACAGACCUUUCUGAAUUUAGGAGGUUGCCUGAAGAGGAGGAAGAAGAGGAGGAGGAGGAGGAGGAGGAGAAAGACGAGAAAGCCCUCGUGACCUUACUAGAUGCCAAAAGCCUAGCACGGAGCUUCUUUAACUGGCUUUGGGAAGUGUGGAGCCGGUGGCAGAAGCAGGUGCCAAUGACUGCCCAGGCCCCUCAGCGGCAGUGGCUGGUUUCUAUCCAUGCCAUCCGGAACACACGACGCAAGAUGGAGGAUCGACACGUGUCCCUUCCUGCUUUCAACCAGCUCUUCGGCUUGUCUGACUCUGUGCCCCGCGCCUACUUUGCUGUGUUCGAUGGUCACGGAGGCACGGACGCAGCAAGGUAUGCCUCUGUCCACGUGCACACCAAUGCCUCUCACCAGCCGGAGCUGCUCACAGACCCUGCAGCGGCGCUCAAAGAGGCCUUCCGGUGCACCGAUAACAUGUUCCUCCAGAAAGCCAAGCGAGAGCGACUGCAGAGCGGUACCACAGGAGUGUGUGCACUCGUCGCAGGAGCAGCCCUGCACGUGGCCUGGCUUGGAGACUCCCAGGUCAUCCUGGUACAGCAAGGCCAGGUAGUGAAGCUGAUGGAGCCACACAGGCCAGAGCGACAGGAUGAAAAAGCACGUAUUGAAGCACUGGGUGGCUUUGUUUCCCUCAUGGACUGCUGGAGAGUCAACGGGACCCUGGCAGUGUCCAGAGCCAUUGGGGAUGUCUUCCAGAAGCCCUAUGUGUCUGGAGAGGCAGAUGCAGCAUCCAGAGAGCUGACGGGCUCAGAGGACUACCUGUUGCUUGCCUGUGAUGGUUUCUUCGAUGUCGUCCCCCACCAUGAAGUCACGGGUCUCGUCCGUGACCACUUGCUCAAGCACAAGGGCGGUGGGAUGCAUGUUGCUGAGGAGCUGGUGGCUGCUGCCCGUGACCGGGGCUCCCAUGACAACAUUACUGUCAUGGUGGUCUUCCUUAGGGACCCCCUGGAGCUGCUGGAGGGUGGAGUCCAGGGGACAGGGGAUGCCCAGGCAGAUGUAGGAAGCAAGAACUUGUCCACUGGCCUCUCAGAACUUGAGAUCAAUACCUCACAGAGAAGCUAAGUGGUCCAGGCCUCCAGGCCGCAUCCGGACUCUCCCUCUGCCCUUGUGAUCCUCCCCUUCAAAGACCUUAGAUCCAACAGGUAUAGUGGGCAGGGGUGCACACCCACACAGCCUUCCCUUAGCGCCCCAGCCCUUCAUGUUGCCUGCCACAGCCUGUCCUCGUGGCUGCAGAACUGCAAUAGGCAGCAAGUGGGUCUCAAAAGGAAGCAUAGGAAAACGGCCUCACCAAAGAGUGAUGGCUGAGGUGACCAUGGCAGGACAGGUCUGGGAACAGAAACCACAGGCACCUGCUGGCAGCCUAACCAAAAACACAGGUCAGGUCUUGGGGGAGCCUCACACAGAUCCUGGAGUGACAUCUGCAGCCAGGUGUCCAGCCCAGGCUUGUGACUUCUCAUUGUGCCCAAGGCUGGGAGGGUUUGGCCUGUACUAACACACAAGCUUGCCGUCCUGCUUGACUUCCCAAAGAGGAGACAGUGGUCUUGCUGGGAGGCGCACCAGGAGAGUGAGCCACUGCCACUCCACUCUUAGCUGAGUACCAAGGCCACCAGGGCUUUCUAGACUCGCUCUUUCCCUUGAGCUUCUUGGGGUGGUUAAGUCAGACUUGUGUGUCUUUGUUUGUGUGCUUAGAUUUAUUGCAGGGAAUGGUCUAAUCCAGAAUCAGUAUUCAGGCUUUGUCAUGUAUCAGUGCCAAGGUGACCCACAAGGUCAUGUAACUUAAGCAAAGCUUAGCAUUUAUUUUAUUCCUGAAAACUUAAGUAUUUUACUUUUUUGUGUGUUCGUGGAGACAUUUGCAGUAUUACUGAUUAUUUUUCCUAAAUCAGGAUGGGAACAAAUUUUUCCAGGUUAUGUUAAUAAGCCAUUUAAGUGCCUUAAACAGCUUCGGUGUGGAUGAGAUUUGCUGGGCCCAUCAUGGAUCCUGACAGGCAGACAUGUUGAGGUUCUCAGAAAGGCAGCAUUUGCUGUGGGAAGGCAUGCUUUGAACCAGCACGCUUUCUGGGAAGUCCUUUUGUGCUUCUGGGUGCCUCAGAACUUCCUUGAAAUGACGGGUAGAGGCUGUGACGAUGGGCCCCUGGGGUGACACUGGCCUCCUUGCCCACCCUCGGAGUCUGGCUGGAUCCCAGCUAAGAGAACCUUACUGCUAGAAGACGGAGACUCUUAGUGUGUUUACAGUUAUGUUGAUGCAGUUGUUGAGGACAGUGCUUAGGUGAGGAACUUUGGCAAGCCCAUAGUCCACCAUCGUUCUCCUGUGGCUGGUGUCCUAUCCUGCUAGACUCUGUCCUGACCUGAGCAACAUGAAAGACCUCCAUAUCCCUAGAGCAAUGAUGUAUAAAAUCAAGCAAGGAAACCAGGCUGGGGGUAGGGGGUACCCAGAGUAGAAGGACUAAGGAGGCCUUCAACUGCUCUGUGUAGGGCCAGAGGGUAAUGGGUGGCUUAGCAGAGGCUCAGAGAAGCAGCAGUCGGGAGAAGGGUGUCUGUGAGGUCCCCAUGAAGGAGACAGUCCACCAGAGAGUGCAAGCCCUAGCAAGACUUGCAGAGCUUUGCUCAGUGCACCAAGCCCUCUUUGACAGAAGCAAGGGCGCUCAUGCCUUCUCCCUUGAGACCAGUCCAAUUCCAGCAGGAGGAGAGCGAGCCAGUCAGAUGUGAUGCGCACACCGCCUGUACGCUUCGCACUUACCCAUUCCCACAGCAGGGAUGGAGGAACUGGGGCCAUGUAGUUGAUUCCUUGGUCAAGUCUCCUGACAGGAACUGCUCACUCAGAUGAUUGCCCACCAUAGUAAAUAGAUAGGCAGUCGUUGGUCCAGCCUGCCUGUAGCAGUGACCUUGACAGAGGGAGAUAGUGAUUUUGGUUUUCUCCCAUUUUUGCUAAUCUGUUCAUUGCUGGUGAGAGUGGGAUUUGGGCCUCCUUGGUGGCCUGGAUUCAUACUCAUGUGUAAAGUUGUGCCAAACAUCAAGGCCUCCGUGUAAAGGGAAGCCCCUUUCUCAGGCUUGGCUGAGUGCCUCCCCCACUGCUCCCCUGCCUGGUCGUGGUCUGGGACCCAACAUCAGGCACUGCUCCAUUCUGAUCUUGUGGCCAAGGGAGACCACAUUCUCCCACUGUUGAAGGCUGUCCUUGUGUUCAUUCCUAGGCACAGAGAAGGACGCUUUUGUCUUGACUGGAGUUGCCAGUACCAAGCCUGUAAGACUUCUUGACCAUCUCCUCUUUAGACUCUCAUCCCAAAAGAAUCCCAUAGCCAGAGUGACUCCCUGCUUUGUCACCAUCACAUUGUGAGCAGAACCAGUCACUGUACCUCUCAGCCGCAGGUACCCUUUAGGGGCAGGCAUGGAGGGCAGCACUACCAGGAGCUGCCAGAGCAGGGGAGCCCAUCCUCCACCAACAGCAGCAAGGGUUAAGGAUUAUUAGUGUCUAUUCUUAAAAUUAAGUGGGCUGGAAAAGAGCUGAGCUACAGGCGCCAGUGCCUUCCAUGGAUGCAAAAGCUGAAGCAGUCAGCCUGCCUUUGCAGGUACAGCCGCCUCCCAGCUAAGGCCUGGAGGCGGAGGAGGUGGGAGGGCGGAGCAGGCUUUCGGGAGUGUUGAAGCGAGGUAUCUGCAGCACAGUGUUGGGAGUCGCAGAACUCAUGGUGGGAGAUGGCACCAGCACCUAGGGGUCUUCAAAGCCCUGUCAUUCACCAGGAUCUGUCUGCCCCUGCCCUUCUGGGUUCUGCAUGCAGUGCCCCCCUCUCCUGAAGAGAAGUUUCAGAGUGGGUGUCCUGGCUACCUCAGCUGUAUUCUCAGAGCCAGAAGGAUGGCUCUGGCCAUACUGUACGGAAGCUAGGCCAAUUUGUGUGAAGCAAGCUGGGCUUCUGGUUUGGCUCGGCCUUUGUGGACGCCUCCAGGAACCGUCUUACAGAGUCCUGUGUCUUCACUGGACUUUGGCUUUACCAAACAUGCCAAGCUUUGCCAUUUACCUGCCAUGUCGGCCUUGCCACGGCUCAUUUCUGGGGGCUUCCUGGGAGUCUUGUUCUAAGAUACCAUGUUUCUUUAGUCUGAGGGACAAGUCCCAAGGUGAUGAGGUCAUAGGACAGUCUUCCCCUGGGGCCCCUGUACUGGUGUCAAUAAACCAUAUAUUCAAGA
This is a messenger RNA of Apodemus sylvaticus (European woodmouse), 4652 nucleotides long. RefSeq names its product protein phosphatase, Mg2+/Mn2+ dependent 1F (gene Ppm1f). Gene Ontology annotation, biological process: protein dephosphorylation; negative regulation of protein kinase activity. The record is from RefSeq and is a predicted model, not a curated record. Gene Ontology annotation, cellular component: cytosol. Bases 174 to 1541 code for a protein of 455 amino acids. The transcript has 8 exons. Gene Ontology annotation, molecular function: cation binding; protein serine/threonine phosphatase activity. NCBI's taxonomy places the organism in Eukaryota, Metazoa, Chordata, Mammalia, Rodentia, Muridae.